GUGUGUGUGUGUGUGUGUGUUCAGUGACAGUAUUUAUAAGGCAAGUACAGACUCUUUCUCAUCAUUUUCUGUCAUCAUGGAGCUGAAACUUCCACUUGUGAUCCUCUGCCUCUGUGCUUUGGCCAUCACUUCAACUGAAGCCGCCAUCCCAAGAUGCUGCAUCAAAACAAAAAAAUUCAUCUCUCCGAAAAUACUAGUGAGGGUCCAGCGGUGGUACAUGCAGCACGGCAGCGACGCCUGUGACAUCCCUGCACUGGUACUGCAUGUGAAGGACCUGAGGACGCCCGUAUGUGCUCAUCCCAAAGUGGAGGCAUUCCUGAAUCAUCUGCACCGGCGGAGGGAAAAGAUCAUGCAGAAAAGAGCUUUCUGAAAAGCCGUCAUUUUGGGUCCUUCUUUUAAUUGAUUAGGAUCAUUGAUAUGAUCCAUUACAUUUAUCCAAAGUUACUUUUCAAAACAAGAUUUUAACUACAAAAGCAUCAGUUCAUAAAAUGUGAUGCCGUGUUAUGGAUUACUCUACAGCAUGUGAAGUGAUUGACUACAACAUUAACAUUGCUUUAUUCUGCCUUAUGGGGACUUUUCACUCAGUGUAUAUUUCAGCGUUAUUCUUUUGUAUAAUAAAGGUGUUAUUCUUCUUUGA
Pungitius pungitius (ninespine stickleback) is the source of this 637-nucleotide messenger RNA. RefSeq names its product chemokine (C-C motif) ligand 27a (gene ccl27a). The transcript has 3 exons. The coding region runs from base 77 to 370 and encodes 97 amino acids. The record is from RefSeq and is a predicted model, not a curated record. Lineage: Eukaryota; Metazoa; Chordata; Actinopteri; Perciformes; Gasterosteidae. Gene Ontology annotation, biological process: immune response. Gene Ontology annotation, cellular component: extracellular region. Gene Ontology annotation, molecular function: chemokine activity.